Molecule: messenger RNA, 1188 nt
Organism: Alternaria atra
Lineage: Eukaryota; Fungi; Ascomycota; Dothideomycetes; Pleosporales; Pleosporaceae
Exons: 3
Coding region: 1-1188 (395 amino acids)
Biological process (GO): positive regulation of transcription by RNA polymerase II
Cellular component (GO): nucleus
Molecular function (GO): DNA-binding transcription factor activity; transcription cis-regulatory region binding
Source: RefSeq, a predicted model, not a curated record
AUGUCUAAUCCUACAGGCGGCGACAAAGGUAAGAAAAUGGCUAUUGAAGGUGGUCAAGGAGUGCAGGCGAAGAAGGAACAAAGCCGUUACCCAGAAGAAUUCGAGCGGAGACAUAGUCAGACCGAGAUACAGUUCGACUAUUCUUCUACUACCUUGUCCUCUACUUCAGUCACACCAUCGCGUGGCAUCCAACAAUCACCGGAAUCACCGCUCCAGGGUCGAGACUCGAGGAUCUCGAUGGAUGGCAUAUUCGUACCGCGCCUCCUGCGAUGUAACUCCCAGAAGGGCACUCGCUACUCACAAAAGCCCAUCCCUCUUACAUACGAUGAGGCGUUGCUCUUCCACCACUUUAUCGCGCAUCUCGGUCGCUGGUUUGACUGUACCGACGCCUCGCGCAAUUUCAUGCUAAGAGUGCCAGAAAAGGCUAGGCAAUGCCCUAUUCUUUGUCACGCAGUUCUUUGCUUUGCGGGGCGCCAUCGCAGGGAAGAUAAGACUUCUGAGGCGGCAUAUCAGCGCUGCAUCACUCUGCUUAUCGAUCGCCUCAAUGAGGACUCUGCAAGCUGUGACGAUAUGUUGCUUUCAGCCGUAUUGAUAUUGCAUUUCGCUGACCAGCUCAAUGUCCCAUCCCGUAUGGGUUCGUGCGACAGACAUCAUUUGGCAGGUACUUCGAGCAUUCUCCGUGCUUCACAAGACACUCGUUUCGUCGAUCCCUCAGUGCCUACAUUCCGUGAGGCUGCCUUCUGGGUUUACGUCCGGCAAUGUCUCUACAACGCUACCAUUAGCCAGCAACCGCUGGAUAUUGACUUCUCACUUCAGUUGUAUCCUACUCCAGAUUCUAUGCAAGACUUGCACCCUUUGGCCUGGUUGAGAUUGGAGACAGCCUGGAGCAAUCAGCUGCUAUGGAACACUGCUUUCGUGGCUAACUUUUGCUUCCGAGGUACUGGAACACAGAGCGAAUUAUCAGAGCUCGACUCGGCAGACGUCCAUGACCCUGCAGGCCUCCAGUAUACCAACGACGACAGUUUAGAGGUCCUACAGGAUGUUCCACCCGUAUCUCAAACCCCGUUCAACUACUCUUGGGUCCGCUGGGAGGAUCCAGGCCUUGCCGGAAUGGCCCAACCAUCCCGUCAGUUCAAGACGCGCGCGCAUGGUGGUGGAAAUACGGCGUACCGUUGGAGAAAAUCGUGA